Nyctereutes procyonoides (raccoon dog) is the source of this 1155-nucleotide messenger RNA. It is a transcript of the gene MAD2L2, whose product is annotated as mitotic arrest deficient 2 like 2. The record is from RefSeq and is a predicted model, not a curated record. Lineage: Eukaryota; Metazoa; Chordata; Mammalia; Carnivora; Canidae. Gene Ontology annotation, cellular component: zeta DNA polymerase complex. The transcript is spliced from 8 exons. The coding region runs from base 217 to 852 and encodes 211 amino acids.
CCGCCUCGCGCUCGCGGGCCUGCGCAGCCCGCCGGGCCCCCGGGGCCGAGCCCUCCCGCGAGCGCAGCUCCGGCCUUGCCCACCGGCGCGGGGGGCGCAGCCGCUGGCCUCGACCGGGGCGCCGAGCGCCCGAGCGCCCCGGCGGAGGCGGCGGCCCCGCGGCUGCCCGGACCGUGGCACUAGCCCCGCUCCCGCCCCCCCCAGGCGGCGGUCAGGAUGACCACGCUCACGCGCCAGGACCUCAACUUCGGUCAAGUGGUGGCCGACGUGCUCUGCGAGUUCCUGGAGGUGGCCGUGCACCUCAUCCUCUACGUGCGCGAGGUCUACCCCGUGGGCAUCUUCCAGAAGCGUAAGAAGUACAACGUGCCGGUGCAGAUGUCCUGCCACCCGGAGCUGAACCAGUAUAUCCAGGACACCCUGCACUGUGUCAAGCCCCUCCUGGAGAAGAAUGAUGUGGAGAAAGUGGUGGUGGUAAUUUUGGACAAAGAGCACCGCCCGGUGGAGAAAUUCGUCUUUGAAAUCACCCAGCCUCCACUGCUGUCCAUCAGCUCAGAUUCCCUGCUGUCUCACGUGGAGCAGCUGCUCCGAGCCUUCAUCCUGAAGAUCAGCGUCUGUGAUGCGGUCCUGGACCACAACCCCCCAGGCUGUACCUUCACAGUCUUAGUGCACACGAGAGAGGCUGCCACUCGCAACAUGGAGAAGAUUCAGGUCAUCAAGGACUUUCCCUGGAUCCUGGCAGAUGAGCAGGACGUCCACAUGCAUGACCCCCGGCUGAUACCACUGAAAACCAUGACGUCCGACAUUUUAAAGAUGCAGCUCUACGUGGAAGAGCGAGCUCAUAAAAGCAGCUGAGGGUGUGAGUGGCCCUGGCAGGGAUGCUGCAACGGCUGGACGUCGGCCGGGGCCCCGGCCUAGGGCAGGGCUGCGGGGCCACCCUGGUUUCAAGUGCUCUUACUGCCUCGGGGUAUGGACCGGCCCCCCUCCAGCGCGGCGGACUCAGGUCCGGCUGCCUUCGUGGACGAAUUCGCCCCAGGAGGGCAGGGACGGUGCUCGGACCUGGAUUCCUUAUCUUAGCUCCUGCGGUCUGGCCGGUCAACACGGUCUGUCUCAAAUACUGUGCUGUGAGCGGUUUCAAUAAAGGGCGCCAAGGGCCGA